Molecule: messenger RNA, 2758 nt
Organism: Danio rerio (zebrafish)
Lineage: Eukaryota; Metazoa; Chordata; Actinopteri; Cypriniformes; Danionidae
Source: RefSeq, a predicted model, not a curated record
ACUGUUAGCCACCAUCACCAACAUGUUCAAAUUCAGCAAACACGUGGACGGCUGAUGUGCUGACAAGCAGUGAUGAAAUAUAAAUUUAGGCAAAUUAAUAUAGUAUUUAUUACAAAUUACAAAUUAAGUUAGUAUUACGCUACGAUUCAUGACAAGAUGCUUCCAGCUAGCUGCUCCGAGUAAACAGUUUAAACAGCAAUCCUGUCACGAGCAUUACUUUGUUUGUUUCCUGACCUAAAGCAGCAAUGAAAGCCAAACCAAACCAAGCCAAAGCCAAAACGAAGAUAAAGAAAAAGCGCAAUCAUGCUAACGUUAACCACAAUAUCGGGAAAAAUUACAGGAGAUGUUUGAUUUGUGGUAAGCAGUACGGAGAAAAGAAUUUGACCAGUCAUAUACAUUCUUAUGUGCACCAUGAGGCAAUCGAGCAUAUCAAGAGGAGUAAACAGUUGCAUAACUGUUUUGCUUGUAAUGUGUCUUUGAUGGGACUUGAGAUGUAUAAGGAGCAUAUUUCAACCCCUGAGCACACACAUGGGUUGUUUCUUCUCCACACUAAAGGGAAACAAAAGGAACUUCGAGAGGACUGCGAUAUUGCCCUUACUAAAAAUGAACUCAGAGCCCUUAAAAUACAGCAACAAAGGAAGCAACAACACAAAGAUUGCAGCACUUGUUGCAUAUGCUGUAAGAGUUUCCCUGUACAGGAUAUCGAUGUACAUAUGCACAGUGGUUCACACCAUCAGAGGAUUGAGCAGCUGAAAGGCAGACCACAAGUGCAUAAGUGCAGGGCUUGUGAGUUGUCAUAUGCAUGUUUGGCAGAGUUUAACCUGCAUACCCAAACUAUUGAACACCAAUACAUGAUGUUUCAACUCAAGAAGAAUACGGCUGAUGGACAGUUUGUGGACUACAGUGCUGAUAUGGACGAUGAACUCAGAAACCUUUGCUUCCAAAGGAGGAAUAUGGAGAAAAGAAAAUGUUGGGGUAAAGGGACACAGGCAAAAACCUCAUAUAAUAGCACAUAUUGGUCAACACCAGUAGCUGUGAGUAAAGAGUUUACAAAUGCAAACAAUCAAAAUGACCAUCCAGCAUCUAUGCAGCUUACCCAAAUCCUGUCUAAAUGGAGACAAGAAUGCAUGCCUGGUAUAGACAACUCAAAUGGGCCACUUGAGAAACCAUCAGAGCAUCAUCCUCAAGAAGUGUCUGCUCACACUACACUUCCAAACCCUGAAAAAAAAGGAGGUGAUGUGUAUGAAGUGACUCCAGAAACUGUAGGUGGUGCUUGUGUUGAGCCUUCCUGUUCCCCUGCAUUGGUCCAAAGUAGAGUGGAUGCUCACAGAUACAACCUGACCAUAACAGCAAGACAAGAUUGUACAGAUCAGAAGAAAACAAAUGUGCAUGAAGCUGUUCUCCAAAAUCCACAAGAAAAAGCAAUAAAUGCAGUUUUUCAGCCCAUGGCAAGAAAAGACAUGAGUGAAGUACAGCCAUACUCUGAUUCUCUUCCAUCUGUUUCUUCACUGCCUGAGACGACGCUUGAAAGCCAAACUUCAAAAAAUGAUGGCCAGGUAUUGGAGACUGCUGAAAAUGUUCAGUGUCAUGCUGUUUAUAUGAAGAGAAAGAAAUCAAAUGAAAGUGAAAAAGAACAGAGUGAGACGUCUCCAGAGAAUUACAACAUCCAGACAACCAAGAAAAGAAAACAGGACAUUUCUCAUAAUGUGAAUAAUCCGAAUCCAGAGAGAAAUAGCCAAAUAUUCAAAAAAGGCAAUGUGAAUAAGUUGUUGGUGCUGUCUUUGAAAGAAGACGAGUUGACUCGCUCUUUGGAGAAUGUAGGCGACCAGCUGAUCCAGGCACAAUCCAUUUUACAGAGCACAUACACAGAAGUUCAGCGUCUGCUAGCUGUUAAACAACAGGUAACCUCAGAGAUGGCCUCACUCAGGGAAAAGCGCAUAAAGAUACUACAGCAAAUGAAGAAUACCAGUUAGGGUUCCAGUCCUCCAGACCAGCAGAUGGCACUACAGGACCUACAUCUCACAACACUGACUGGUCUCCAUGAUCUCCCCUCAGAGCAAAGAAUGCAUAAGUUUGAUAGCUGUUCACAUAUAAUUUUGCACUAAUUUACUCCAAUCGAUGCUGAUUAUUCCUAGAAAUGACAUUUUUGAAUAGCUAUAGCACUUUAGAAUCUAGGAAUGACCUUUUUUGUAUAUAGUUUUGAGAAAUAAUAUAUAUUUUGUUAAGAUUAUCUGCCGAAUUAUGUCAAGCUAUGAGAGCAUGUUUGUGCUCCUAAGCAGAGCUGUUACAUGUCUUAAGAUUAAGGUCAGUUUCAAAAUAGCAUCAUAAUAGCAAAUCUUUAAUAAUAGCAUAAGCUGAAUAUGUUUGUUUAUUGUUCAAUAUAGUAAUUUUCUUAGGAAUCUGAAAACAGCUAGAAAUAUUCUGGUUGUUUUUAUGUGUGAUUUUGCUACUCUAGCACAAGACGCUUUGUUUACACUUAAGGUAAAUCAUGUGUUUAUCCAUUGUUUGCAAUCAUGAGCACAUUUUUUUGCACUAUUUUGAGCUGUAUGUUUAUGCUCAGCAAUACAUACUAAGAGCAACUAGUGGAAUAGAAUGGUGAAACACUUUAUUCAGUUUAUUAAUUUACAGUUGCCCAGAAGCACACACAGUUUACAAGAAUGAUGUGUUUAGAUGUGUCAACAUUUUACUUUAAAGGGGCAAUCUGAAUGAGGCAUCAUGGUCCAUUCAGUUACUCAAAAUCAAAUUGGUUUGUACUUGA